ACCCGCCAGUGGAAGGGGGGCAAGAGCAAUGAUGAUCUCACGCUCGCUGAUGAUUCCGUGAACGGGAGGGCCGGCGCCGUAGCAUCGGCGGGCGUUCGCGUAUACACACUCUCCAUUCAUGAGGCAGUUCGCGCCACCGGCGAAGGUCUGAUCACGUUGGUUCAUUCAGGGAUGUUGUUGAGUCAAGUUUGUUUCGGGUGUUGUGCAUCGGGAGUAGCAUUGCAGUGGACGUCACGCGCUGAGAUCACAGUACAAAAUUCAACAACAGAGCCUGAACAAAAGAAACCAUAUUCCGCUCGGACUUGGCCACAGAAGACAUGUAACGACUUACCUUGAAGCCAUUCCAAAAUCAUAAUAUACGAACCAUAGGGGCGAAGUAGUUUAACGAAUCUCCUACAGGCAACGUAACCAUUGCCCACCGAAAGGCACACAACCAUGGAAGGACUCGCAGAAAACGCACUGCCUAACAUUAACUGCCGGCAGACUGAGAUGAACCCAUGUAGCGAGCGGCCGCCUUGUGCCGCAGGCUCCAUAGCUCAGGGAAACCUCUCGACGAGCGAGAUAAUCGAAUCCUUUUGGAGGACACUCGAAUUCCUCAAGCAGGACCUUCUUCGAAGCUCACCAGGUACACUACUUCGCAGAAAAUCCCAGAAUGAUAGCGAUUGUAGCCCAACAAGCACGUCGUCAUCGCCGUGCAACGACUGUACCUCCAACAACGACACUUCAGCACAGUGCUUGCUUGAAGAGCAGGUUUCUUCGUUCGAUUUAGCAUCUUCGCCGAGCUUGUACGAUGAUUCUUGCUGGACGAAAGCGGAGGAAGCCUCGCGAGAGAACCGGGUCAACCCUUUGGAGCCUGAAGACUGGGACGAAGGCUUUGCUAGCGAGGUUGAAUCUCUCGUACCGGAAAAGCGGCGUCCUUCGGAAACAGUCGGUGAAUCAGCGGCCGGACGUGAAUCAGCUCCCUGCUUCGAGCCGAUGACUCCGUGCUCGGCCCAGGACGGCGAGUCGGAGGAUGAGGAAGAGCAGGUGCGAUUACCAGCAGAUCCAACGAAGUGGGACAGCAACGACAUCGUCGCCUGGCUUGGUUGGGUGAGCCGAAAGUUUGGACUGGAGUCGCUGGACGCGUCUAAAUUCCCCGACUCCGGGGUCGCGCUCUGCGCCCUCACUCUGCAUGAAUUCCGGCAGAAGACUGGAGACGUUCGAGCAGCUGACAUUCUCAACACGUUCCUUGCUUCUCGAAAGCUUGAUUCCGGCCUCUUGAAGGAACCCUCUGUGGACUCUCCUUUUAGCCCCGAAAUAGGCGAAGCACGAGCAACUGAUGAAGAUCAAACUUCUUACUCGGAGGCCCUACGGAAAACUGGUUGGCCAACGAGCUCUCCCGCAAAUGGAGGAUACGACCACCAGACAUCGGUUUCACCGUGUUUCGGUGGCCAACCCCUGUCGACUUCAUCGAAAUCUGAUCCUCAGUCGCCGCAGCGGUCUCCCACACCUGAUUCGUUUCAAAUGUUCCGCGCUGCCAGUGCAAGGUUCGCCUCUCAAGGAAGCGGUCAAAUCCAGCUGUGGCAAUUUCUCCUUGAACUUCUGUCUGACAGCAGCAACGCGAACUGUAUUACAUGGGAAGGCCAAAACGGCGAAUUUAAGCUGAUCGACCCCGACGAGGUCGCGAGACGGUGGGGUGAACGCAAGAGCAAGCCUAACAUGAACUACGACAAGCUGAGUCGAGCUCUACGGUACUACUAUGAUAAGAACAUAAUGACCAAAGUUCACGGCAAAAGGUACGCGUACAAGUUCGAUUUCCAUGGCCUUACACAAGCACAGCAGCCACCAACGACGGAGACAUCAGCCGCCUACCGUCUGCAGACCGAACUUUUCUUGCCUCACUACCGUAGCAACUACAUUGGAACACAAGCGCCAACUGUCGGCUUACCACCUUCUGCAGCUGCAGUGCGGAGUCCUUAUUGGACAACAGGAGCUUCUGGGCCGUGUAACCUCUACCCAAACCUCUCUGGUCACUCCUUGUCUCAUUCCAGCCACAGAGCAAACGGCUUGGGGCAUUACUACGCAUGACACUGGUACCAGGACUGCGAUCUCCUAGCAACAAGAUUACCCAAAUGACUUACCUAUCACGCUGAGAUCGAAGGCAUCGUUAAGACACCAGACGUGAUAGCUAGUGACAACAUGGUGCGCCAUGGACGCUUUGUGUCAUCUGUGUUGCCGAGUCCAUUCUGGUGGUGUUCAUUUCGCGUUCCAUCGUCAUAUUAGACAUCUUGUCGGACAUGUGCACGUCGUUACUUAUAGUUCAACGCUCCUGGCGGUGCAACGAGCAGUACAACUGGAAAAAUUUACCUGAAAGGAGAUAUGUGUGAGGAGACUGCGAAAUGGGAAGAUAUCUUCUUCACCUAAGGACUGCGGCGCUGGCGGUAAAGCGUCGUUUGACAAAGUGAUCUUAAGAAGGCAUUUAAAGGGACGGCGGUGUUGUUAUUUUGACACUAUACGGAUGAUUGUGUGAACGGCACGGUGAAAAUGUUUUCCUCCUUGACAGUUGUUGGUUUUCUUGGUGUGAUGAAGUGUGAUUGGAAUACUCACUGAACAGUACAAGACCGUCAGAAGUGUACAUGUACAAGUUUUUGUCUUUUUUGAAGAACUGUGUGCAUUGGCUAAUAAGAAUUGCUCGCAGCAUGCUGAAGUGCAGAAAUGAAGCGAAGCGCGGACAGACAGUUUCGGUACGAUCUCGCAUUUAUGAUACGCAAUACAAGCAUAUAUAUAGAGAAGGCAUACUGUAAUCUGAAAUGUUAGUUUGAAAGGCACACAAAACAUGCCUGUGUAUCAUAUCAUGCCCUUCAGCGAUUGCGAAACCUUUGACGUCUGGACACGAAACUAGGGCUUCAAAGGGCUUGUGAAACUCGAUCGACAACCACCAAAUUAUGCACUAAAAAGAAGGCCGCAGCGCUGACAUGUCGAAACUAUCUAGAAUAUAUCAGUAACUUCAUUGAAAUGAAAGGCAAGUUAAUUUAAACUAUGUUGACAAAAAUAUAUGUAUAUAGACUGAGCCUUACAGCAGAACAAUGUAGUGAAAGCUGAAGUGCAUAAGGGUUGACUGUAAGGAGUCUCACGAGUUCCAUCCUUCAUUCCACCACAUUGGGUGAACAUCAAGAGAAAACCUUGAACUACCCGUCCAAUGCUAUGUACUUCAUGCUAUGUAUGCAUCUUCAGUACAUUGUGCUGCACGCUAUGGGGAGAAGGUUGCAGCCUUACUGCCUACGUGAUUUUUGUUUUGUCACUCAGGGAAAAGUGCAUACGGGGCGCAAUGCACGUGUCCGGUGAGCUUCAUGCCCAGCAAAAGUGAAAAGAAUAAAAACCUUUUUUGCUAGA
Ornithodoros turicata is the source of this 3372-nucleotide messenger RNA. Its product is annotated as retroviral integration site protein Fli-1 homolog. Gene Ontology annotation, molecular function: DNA-binding transcription factor activity, RNA polymerase II-specific; sequence-specific DNA binding. Gene Ontology annotation, biological process: regulation of transcription by RNA polymerase II; cell differentiation. The record is from RefSeq and is a predicted model, not a curated record. The transcript is spliced from 8 exons. NCBI's taxonomy places the organism in Eukaryota, Metazoa, Arthropoda, Arachnida, Ixodida, Argasidae. Gene Ontology annotation, cellular component: nucleus. The coding region runs from base 436 to 2067 and encodes 543 amino acids.